UGAGUCCCAAUUCUCACCUAUUUAUACUCAUACUCAUGCUUCCUAGCUGCUCACACCACUUACUAGUUACUUCUCUUGGAUUUUCAUCAUAAAUACUUACUUGCACACCCAACUUCAUGGCUACUUUUAGAAUUAUCACCAUCGCUGCUCCCACAUUGAGCAUGAGCAUCAGGAAUGGCAAUGUCCUUCUUGCCACCACUAAUCCAAAUGAUCCCAAUCAGGAAUGGUACAAAGACGAGAAAUAUGCGCAAGGCACGACGGACCAAUACCGCAAUGCCUUUGCCCUUGUUAAUAAGGGUACUGGUCAGGCCAUGAAACAUGCUACUGGACAUGCUCAACCUGUGGAGCUAGUUCCUUUCAAUCCAAAUAGUACUUUGGAUGAGUCUUUGUUGUGGACCAAAGGAGUUGACGGGGCUGAAGUUAACAGUCCGAUCUGGAUGCUGAAUAAUCUUGAGCUCGCUCUGGAUGCUGAAGCGGCGAAUACUAAACCACUUGAUGGCACUUUAAUCAAGAUGUGGAAGUGGAAUGGUGGAGUUAACCAGCUAUGGAGCUUUGUCCCCAACCUUACCACGGCUACUGUUAGAAUACUCACCUUGGCUGAUCCCAAGUACAGUAUGAGCAUUAGGGAUGGCAAGGCUAUUCUUGCUACAACUAACCCCAGUGAUCCCAAUCAGGAAUGGUACAAAAAUGAGAAAUACGCACAUGGUGUGCAGGACGAAAUCGGCCGCAAAGCCUUUGCACUGGUUAAUAAGGGUACUGGUCAGGCCAUAAAACAUGCUACUGGACCAUACCAACCAGUGGAGCUAGUUGCUUUCAACCCGAGUUCUGUGGAUAAGUCUCUAUUUUGGACCAAAGGAACUAAUUGGGUUCAAGGUAACAGUCCGAUCUGGAUGCUGAAUAAUCUUGAGCUAGCUUUGGAUGCUGAAGCGGCGAAUACUAAGCCAUUUGAUGGUACUUUAAUCAAGAUGUGGAAGUGGAAUGGUGGAGUUAACCAGCUUUGGAGUAUUGUGCCCUACUAAAUGUAGGAUGACAGGGGAGCAGUUGUCGUGGUGUUUCCAUUUCAAGAAGCUUUAUGCUAUUUCCCUUUUAUAUCGACGUGUGCUGCUGUGCAGUGUCUCUCUGUUAUGUCAAAAUAAAAUCUUCAUACAUAGUUGUUACUAUGUCUAGGCUGUCGUUUAUGUUUUGGAGUUAAUAAUCAUUUGUAUGGCUUUUUUAUGUUAUGUAUUCCACGACAAUAUGUAAUCGCUCUCCCCAAAUAAAUUGGUAAUCUUAUCUAUAAUGUGCACUA
This is a messenger RNA of Tripterygium wilfordii, 1288 nucleotides long. RefSeq names its product ricin B-like lectin R40C1. NCBI's taxonomy places the organism in Eukaryota, Viridiplantae, Streptophyta, Magnoliopsida, Celastrales, Celastraceae. The coding region runs from base 117 to 1019 and encodes 300 amino acids. The record is from RefSeq and is a predicted model, not a curated record. The transcript is spliced from 8 exons.